Messenger RNA from Onthophagus taurus, 2677 nucleotides. RefSeq names its product retained (gene retn). The record is from RefSeq and is a predicted model, not a curated record. Gene Ontology annotation, molecular function: DNA binding. Gene Ontology annotation, cellular component: nucleus. Gene Ontology annotation, biological process: regulation of transcription by RNA polymerase II. NCBI's taxonomy places the organism in Eukaryota, Metazoa, Arthropoda, Insecta, Coleoptera, Scarabaeidae.
GUUCGUAAACGUUGGUUGCCACGCAGUCACUAAAAACGACGAGACAACACACGGUAUUCCCGGUUUUUUUGGUUUGGUUAAUCAAAUUCCGGGCCACCUAUUAAUAAUUAAUUCAAAUCAUCUCAAAUCGCAUCAUCGUUGUUUCUCGAACGAACUUUUUAAUCGCUUGCAAAUGGUUGUUUGCGUUGUCGUUUUGUUUUUAGCGGUUAGUUUUUGUUUUUCGUGAGUGUUUUUUGUCUUUCUUGGAUUUGAAUUGUUUUUUGGGGGUUUGUGCGGACGAAAAUCGGGUGUUUUUACUUUGUUGUUGUCGCGGUUUGUUUUUUCUUGUUUCUUUUUUGUUAAGUCGGAAAGAGGCGUGCUUCGCGGCACGGUUAUUGCUGGCAAAAUUCGUGUCAAAAACAAGUCGCCGGUGAACCUGUCCAAUAUGGAGAUGGAUAACGCGGAGAGAGACGGUGAUAUAGGGGGAAGCGAUGAUAAUCCUUUCCACCCGAGAUGGCCCCAACACAUCUUGGACACUUACCGAAAGAAGACACUUGCAAACGGGGUUUCAAUCCACGAUACAACAGUCCCACUAAUAGCAAGUGCCCAUGUAGAGACUGUUAUGGAUAGUGGCCGUUUGGGAUCCGAAAAUUCAGAUGCACAAGGUAGCGAUGAAGAUGAUAGUAACGAACAUGAACAUGGCGACGUUUUGGCUAAACUUAAAAUGCAAGUUCGUGAUAUUAAAGUUGCUGAGGAUUUUGAAGGGAACCGACAACAAUAUCCUUUACCGUGUAGCAGAGAAACGUUUAAUUUUCAAAUGGCACCUCAUUUAUCGAUGAUGCCGCAACCGCAAUACUUGGUCCCACAAGCGGCACAUCAAAACAAUCCUGGCCCCAGUUCCAGCAGUCCCCAUUCUUCAGAAGGGAGCAGUUCCUCGAAUAACAACAGUUGGUCUUUUGAGGAACAAUUCAAACAGGUGAACGGUUUUUUGCCAAAACAGCAGCAACAACAACGUUUGGACGACAGAAUUAAUUCGAUUCUUGACAACUUGGACGGUUCCGAAAUGGCCGACGUUGAAUAUUCAAGUCCGAUACCUAAAACCCCGAAAAGAAAACGUAAGAAAACCGAGAUCAAUGAGUUCAAAGAAAUGAAACAGUUGUACGAGUUAAGUGAUGACCCGAAAAGGAAAGAAUUUUUGGAUGAAUUAUUCGCAUUCAUGCACAAACGAGGUUCUCCAAUCAAUAGACUUCCCAUUAUGGCCAAACAAGUACUCGACUUAUACGAACUUUACAACUUGGUGAUAGCCAGAGGUGGACUCGUAGAUGUCAUCAACAAAAAGCUGUGGCAAGAAAUCAUUAAAGGUCUUCAUCUACCAUCAUCAAUCACAUCAGCUGCGUUUACAUUAAGAACACAAUAUAUGAAAUAUUUAUACGCAUUCGAGUGUGAAAAACGACAAUUUAGUACGGCGGAUGAACUUCAAACGGCUAUUGAUGGAAAUAGGCGCGAAGGAAGACGCGGAAGUUAUGUAAAUUACAAUCGUCCGAGUAAUCGUUCACCAAAUCAUCAACAACAAAUGAGUCCGAUCUCGAUGAAUAUCCAUCAACAGCAACAAUUAGCAGCAGCUAGAAUGAGUUUAGGUUUGCAUAAUGGUCCACAUCAUAUCGCGCAUCAAUCGCCACCGUUGGUGCCCCAAUUAAACGGAAAUCCUUUACAUCCCAUGAACAAUUCCGUUACAAUGGAAUUUCAACAUCGUAUGUUGGAAUACAUUAGGAAUGUUGCCGCGGCAUCAUCGACCACGAACACUCCAAAUACACAUGGAAAUAACGUUGUAGUUCCGACUACCACGGCUUUAACGAAUGGAGCGCCGUUAAAUCCCAUUGCGGGACCAUCAGGAAUUGAUUUAUCAAAAUGGUGGAGUUAUUACAAUAAUAACAAUAAUAAUCAAAGUGCCGGGAAUAAUAAUCAACAACAAACUCAGCCGCCACCACCGUCUCAAGGAGUUGUUCCUGCUGUUUUAGCCGAACCGCAAAGGGAGGCUUUAAAUUUAUCAGCAACACCUGAACCCGAUGAAAAUAAUCAUCAAAGUACUGGUGGUAAUGGUAGUGGACCAAGUAUUAUUGAACCGAUUCCAGGGACAAGUGGAGGUGGUAAAGAAGAAGAUGGUGAUGAUGGUCAUGAUCCGGAUGAAGAUUUUCAACCUAGGAAAUUUAUUAAAAUGGAAAAUGGAGCUCCCGUACCUGUUUUACCUAUUAGUACGAGUAUUUCAAUUCAAAGUCGAGGAGAUGGUCGUAAUGGUGAUAAUUCCUUAGUGGUAACAAUGCAAAUAGCCGGAGUCGCUUACGAGGGAGUUUUAUUCGCACAGAGGCCUUCGGGCGAGAAUUCAUCGACGGUUUCGUAAAUUAAAUGUAAAAGAAAAUAUAAUGUUAUUAAUUUAUAUUUUCGAUUUAUAAGAUGUAACAUGUAAAAUAAAUACUUAAGCAAAAAAUAUUAAUUAAGCAAUAAUGUUAUUUUAUAUUUAAAAAAAAAAUUGUACUUUGUAAGUCUUUAUACAAUGUUUUUUAGUGGAUAAUAAUUACAUAAGACGUUUUUAUGUAUGUGCGUGUAAAUGAAAUAAGAGAUUGUGGAAUUGUAUAUUUUUUUGCUGUAGAUAUUUUUAUCAAGUUAAAAUAGCAAUUUGGAAAACGAAGAAAAAUAAAAA